Carassius auratus (goldfish) is the source of this 5090-nucleotide messenger RNA. RefSeq names its product serine/threonine-protein kinase 10-like. The coding region runs from base 730 to 3684 and encodes 984 amino acids. Gene Ontology annotation, biological process: protein phosphorylation. The record is from RefSeq and is a predicted model, not a curated record. Lineage: Eukaryota; Metazoa; Chordata; Actinopteri; Cypriniformes; Cyprinidae. Gene Ontology annotation, molecular function: ATP binding; protein serine/threonine kinase activity. The transcript has 18 exons.
CCAGCGAAGAAUCGCCGCGCCUCGAGAACGCGCACAGCGACGCCAAUCCGCUAUCGCUAGAUUAGAGGAGGCACGCGCACUGGAGGCGCAGAGAGUUUUUCCGAACAAAAACUAUUGUGCGGCGUUUGUGUUCGUUUGGAGCGGGCUCGCUUUUAACCCAGGACCGGAGGAUGUGCGACCUGUGAAGACUGCUAUUUUACCAGAGAUACAAACAUUGUAUCAGCCUCUUGUCAGACUUUAUUUGAAGAGAAAGAGAAACAGCUAUAUGGUUAAGGAUCAGGUCCAUGAAACUGCGAGGAACAACAACCUCCUCAUGACUUGCCUGGAAAGAGCCAGAAGCCGGAUUUAUUCAAAUCAAGCUCGCUUUUUUUUACACUAUUGCACACAGUGGAUUAAUGCAUUUUAAUUAUUUAUUUUUAUUGUAAAAAUAUGAUUUACUGGAUUUCAGAGCAAAGAAUAGCUAGUAUUAAGAGUAAUAUUUUAUUUGUAUGUGCAUUAUUGCAUUGACAUACUGAUUGUUAAAUAUAUCAAGCUCUCCAAUUAUAACGUGCAAAGACAAACAUGUCAACACUCCGACUAUUUCCUGAUUAGACAAGAGUCUGACUAGUAUUAAAUUGCAAUGGGAAUGCAAUAGAAGUUGCAUCGAUUGAUUUACGCCUAUUUAGACAUUAGCGGAAAUAAAUAUCCCUUUGUCAACCGAAUAGAGGAAGAGACGUGUGGGAUUUGGCUAUGUCCUUCUUUAAUUUCCUAAAAAUCUUUAAAUUGGUCGCAGAGAAGAAGAAGAAGCAAUAUGAUCAUGUGCACAGGGACGCAAAUCCGGAGGAAAUCUGGGAGAUUGUGGGAGAACUGGGGGAUGGAGCCUUUGGAAAGGUGUUCAAGGCUCAAAACAAGCAGACCGGCAUUUUUGCUGCUGCAAAGGUGAUUGACACCAAAACUGAAGAUGAGCUGGAGGACUACAUGGUGGAGAUCGACAUCUUGGCAUCAUGUGACCAUCCCAAUAUUGUCAAGCUGCUUGACGCGUUUUACUACGAGAGCAAACUGUGGAUCCUGAUAGAGUUCUGUGCCGGCGGAGCUGUCGAUGCUGUCAUGCUCGAGCUGGAAAGGCCUCUGACGGAGCCGCAGAUCAGGGUGGUUUGUAAGCAGACUCUGGAUGCUCUGCAGUAUCUGCAUGACAACAAGGUGAUCCACAGAGACCUGAAGGCUGGAAACAUCCUGCUUACCCUCGACGGAGAAGUCAAACUGGCGGACUUUGGGGUGUCUGCCAAGAACACGAAGACCAUCCAGCGAAGAGACUCUUUCAUUGGAACACCUUACUGGAUGGCCCCAGAGGUCGUGAUGUGUGAGACGUCUAAGGACAGGCCGUAUGACUAUAAGGCUGAUAUUUGGUCUCUAGGAGUAACUCUGAUCGAGCUGGCCCAGAUCGAACCGCCCAACCAUGAGAUGAACCCAAUGAGAGUUCUGCUCAAGAUCGCCAAAGCUGAGCCGCCUACUCUCCAGAAGCCUUCAAAAUGGUCUCCUGAGUUUAAUGACUUCCUGAAACACGCGCUGGAAAAGAAUGUGGACAACAGGUGGAGCACAGCACAGCUUCUUCAGCACCCCUUUGUAAGAAGUGUGACUGACAGCCGACCCCUGCGGGAGCUCAUCGCAGAGGCCAAGGCGGAGGUCACAGAGGAGAUCGAGGAGCUGAAGGAGGAAGAGGAGGAAGAAGAUCAUGAAGGAAACCUGCUGCUUCCUGGACACAAACGUGCAUCAUCUGACGCUAGCGUUGGAAGCUCUGAAGACGAGAAGCUUCCUCAGUCGCCGUCCACAUUGGAAUCUGUUCCUGAGAAGAUCGAGGAGGUGGCUACACCCAGACCUCCAGACGAUCGUGUUAUAACUGGAAUAAAGACAGAACAAGUACCUCUGAAGGUAGAUGAGAAACACAUCGAGGAUGUUGCAGAACCUGGAUCCAAGGAACAACCUGUGGAAGUAUCUCCAAAGGAAUCUCAAGAACCUAAAGCUGGAGAGAUGCCUGUAGAACCACCUGUUGACGCAAUAGUCCAGUCGGAGGAGCAGAGAGGAAAACCUGAGGGAGAUCAACUGGAAGAGGAAAAGGAGGUGGUGGGCAAUGGUGAACUCCUUAAGGAAGUAUCUGCAUCAGACAUUUCUUCACUGGAGACACCAACAGAACCAGUUAAACAAGUUGUGCCUGAUGAACCUAUCCCAACAUCUCCACUGAAAGAAGAAGAGAGCGUUGAGGAAAAGGAGAAACCUGAACUGGAAGAGAAGCAAAGCCCAGUGAAACCCAGGUAUGUGAAGAAGCAAGACUCCGACUCUGGGAUCAGUUCUUCUGCCGACAACAGCAGCAUAGACCUGAACUUAUCCAUCUCCAGCUUCAUUAGCAAACCCAAGGAGCCAGGAACCGUCUCUCAGCAGGACAACAAGAUGCAGAAGAAAACUCUGAAAAAGACUCGCAAGUUCAUCGUGGAUGGUGUCGAAGUCAGUGUUACGACGUCCAAGAUCCUCACAGACAAUGACGCCAAGAGUGAGGAGAUGAGAUUCCUCCGGCGUCAGGAGCUGAGGGAGUUGAGACUUCUGCAGAAAGAAGAGCAGCGAGCCCAACAGCAGCUCAGCAACAAACUCCAGCAGCAGAAAGAGCAGAUCUGCAGACGCUUCGAACAGGAAGUCACGAGUAAGAAGCGUCACUAUGAUACGGAGGUGGAGAAUAUGGAGCGGCAGCAGAAACAGACCAUCGAGCGUCUGGAGCAGGAACACACCGAGCGUCUCAGAGACGAGGCCAAACGCAUCAAAGCUGAGCAGGACAAAGAGCUUUCAAAGUUUCAGAGCACGCUCAAGAACCGCAAGAAAGAGGAGCAAGAAUUUCUUCAGAAGCAGCAGCAGGAUCUUGACAGCGCUCUGAAGAAGAUCAUUCAACAGCACAAACAUGAGCUGGCCACUACUGAGAGAGACUGUCUCAACAACAAGCAGCAGCUCCUGAGAGCCAGAGAAGCUGCGAUGUGGGAGCUAGAAGAGCGUCACCUACAGGAAAAACACCAGCUACUCAAACAGCAGCUGAAAGACCAGUACUUCAUGCAAAGACACCAGCUACUCAAAAGACAUGAGAAGGAAAUGGAGCAGAUGCAGAGGUAUAACCAGCGUCUGAUAGAGGAGAUGAAGAACAAACAGACGCAGGAAAGAACCAGACUGCCUAAGAUCCAGCGCAGUGAUGCGAAGACCCGCAUGGCCAUGUUCAAAAAGAGUCUGCGCAUCACGACCACAGGGGUCACGCCGGAACUGGAACGUGAGAGAGUCAAACAGUUUGCAGCACAGGAAGAGCAGAGACAAAAUAACGAGCGUCUCCAUCAACAACAGAAACAUCGGAAUCAGAUGAGAGAUCUGCAGACGCAGUGUGACGCCAACGUCAGAGAACUACAGCAGCUGCAGAAUGAGAAGUGCCAUCUUUUGAUCGAGCUUGAGACUCAGAAGCUGAAGGAGCUGGAUGAGGAGCACAACGCAGAGCUCAAGGACUGGAGAGACAAACUCAAACCCCGCAAGAAGGCCCUUGAGGAAGAGUUCGUCCGUAAGCUAAAGGAACAGGAAAUGUUCUUCAAAAUGAGCGGGGAGUCUGCAUGCCUUAACCCCUCCACCCAGAGCCGGAUCUCAAAGUUCUACCCCGUCCCGAGCGUCCAGUCCACCGGGUUUUAACACACACGUUCACGCUAAACUGCAUUGUGACUGAACUUCUGCUGCCUUGUUCCCUCUGAUCAGUCAGUCAGAAGGAAGGAGGGACUUCAUUGAUCCAGAUAUCCACAGAGAAGUUUUUUGCUUUUUGUUUUUAUUUUGUUAUUUUAAAGGAGGAUUUUUAGUGUGGUUUCCCUAAACAUGUCUGCAAUAGUUUAAGAAAGAUGAUGUGAUUCUGUAUGCCACUUAAUUGAUAAUUUCUUUCCAUUUUUAAAACCUUUAUUUUGAUUUUUUCUACCUUGAUUUUUACCUUUAACCCCACCCUCCAGACCAAUCAGUGGUCUCAGUGUCUUAAUGAUGUGGUUUUCUGUGGUAUUUUUAUACCAAGGGAAUCAUUUAAAUCUCAAAAUCAAUCUGAAUCAGUUGUGGUGUUGUUGAUUAUGAUCGUUUUUUUUUUUUUUUUUUUUUUGUCUGAAUGGUAAUCAAAUGUUCUUAAAUUUGAUUUUAAAGUUUAAAGGCACAUUAUUUAGAGGUAAAUAAGGACAUUUCUUGGUUAUUUUCUGUAUGAAUUACAGGAUUUAAAUAUAUUUGACUCUGUUAUCUCACUUUUAUUGAGCUUUGUUUAUCAUUAAAUGGAUCUAUAGCAUUUAUAGUAGCAGCGAUAUUGCUUUCUUUGAGGUGUUUUUAGCAUAGCAUCCACACUGUAUGGAAAUAUCCUGACGUCACUGUGGUUUAAAGUGCAUUUGCGCUUGCACUGCUAUGCAAUGUGAACAUGUAGCCUAAGUAAAUCAUCUCAACCUACAAUUAUUUCUGUGAACUUUAAAGCAAGAGGAGCCCAAUCUCUUCAUAAUGUCCAUUCUCCAAAAAAUGGCAAAUGGUUUUAGUUUCAGACAUCUCUUCAAUGCAUUAGUGUACUUUUCUGUAAAAUUGUAUGGUGGAUGAUGUGUCCUAUGAACCGACACAACUUUAAUCAGUCAGGUAUUGUGUAUUGUAGCAACAUUUUUAUUUCCUUUCAUCCCAACUUUCAACAUUCAGUUCUAUAUGGGUUUACUGCAUUUACAUUUGUGCCGUAAUCUGUAAAAACUGAACAAAACAUUUAAAAUCUGUGGAAAAAAAGACAAGUGUCAAAACAAGAAAUUCUUGUCAUUUACAGUAAGAUGUCCAUCUUGUACAGCACAUUUGACUGAACAGAGAGUGCCAUGCACCUUCUGAUAAAGGAAUUCCUGCAGGUAGUCGAAUGUACAUCAUGAUGCCCGUUUGCUUUUUCAUAUAAUUUUUUUUGAUUGUUUUUUGUUUUUGUUUGCUUUUUAAGCAUUUCCACCGAUGAGGUAAAGUAAGCUACAUAACAGUUGUAUGUACUGUGUUUGUGUCAAAGUUCAAAUCAUUAUGAUUUUAGGAAGCUGCUGUGAUUAAAACAUUUGUUGUGAAUA